AAGAUGGCUCUCAAAAAUGCAAUGAUAUUAUUAUGCUCUAUAUUGCUCCCCAUCUUCUUCAAUGCUGAAUUAUCAGCUGAUUCUAAUAAACAGCCACUCCCACCAUUCUCUUGUGACUCCACAAAUCCAUCCACAAAGUCGUACCCGUUCUGCAACGUUGAUUUGCCGAUCGAAAAACGGGCCCGCGACUUGGUAUCUCGACUCUCAUUGGACGAGAAAAUAUCACAGCUUGUGAACGAGGCGUCGGCCGUACCGAGACUAGGAAUACCGUACUACCAGUGGUGGUCGGAAGCUCUGCAUGGAGUCGGCGGCUCUACGCCAGCACAAUCCGGUGUUUCGUUCAACGGGACUAUCAACGCGGCAACUAGUUUCCCUCAAGUUAUACUCACCGCAGCUACAUUUGAUGCAAACCUUUGGUAUCGAAUGGCCAAGGUGAUGGGCACAGAAGCUAGAGCUCUAUACAAUGAAGGGCAGGUAACAGGCAUGACAUUUUUUUCGCCAAACAUCAACAUUUUUCGAGAUCCGAGGUGGGGAAGGGGACAAGAGACACCUGGCGAAGACCCUUUUCUUACAAGCAAAUAUGCUGUCUCGUAUGUUCGAGGAAUCCAAGGCGACAGUUUCGAAGGCGGUGAUCUCAAAGACGGCCGUUUACAAGCCUCUGCAUGCUGCAAGCAUCUCACCGCUUACGAUUUAGAGAGUUGGAACGGAAAUAGUCGUUUUACAUUCAAUGCUCGCGUGACAAAGCAGGAUAUGGUAGAUACAUAUCAGCUACCUUUCAAGAGUUGUGUACAAGAAGGGCAAGCGAGCGGGAUAUUGUGCGCUUAUAAUUUUGUAAAUGGUGUUCCAAAUUGUGUUGAUUAUGAUCUAUUAACGAAAACUGUUCGUGGCGAAUGGGGAUUCCAAGGGUAUAUAACAUCGGAUUUUCAUGCGGUCGAGCAUCUUUAUGAGAAGCAAAAUUACUCCAAAACAACUGAAGAUGCUGUGGCGGACGUUCUCAAAGCAGGCAUGGAUGUCGAAUGCGGCUCCUAUUUGGCGAAUCACACAAAAUCAGCAGUCGAAAAGGGAAAAGUGUCUGAAUCUGAUGAUAUAGACAGAGCCCUUUAUAAUCUCUUCACUGUUAGAAUGAGAUUAGGACUUUUCAAUGGAAAUCCAAGUGAACUUCCUUACGGCAAUCUUAGCCGCAACGACGUAUGUAGUCGCGAGCAUCAAGAUUUGGCACUCGAAGUUGCACGUGACGGGAUUGUCCUUUUAAAGAACUCUGCGAAUCUUCUUCCACUAUCCAAAUCCGAAAUAAAAUCGCUUGCGGUAAUAGGCCCAAAUGCCAAUGUCUCCGAUACACUCUUAGGAAACUACGCAGGUCCCCCUUGCAAGACAGUUACUCCACUACAAGGACUAAUGAAUUAUGUCAAGAAUAUUGAAUACCAUGAGGGUUGUGAAACGAUCAACUGCACAUCGAUUUCCUCAAUAAAAGUUGUAAAAGAACUAUCAAAAUCAGCAGAUUAUGUGGUUCUGGUAAUGGGACUUAAUCAAGAUCGAGAAGGCGAAGAUUUGGAUCGAGAAGACUUGGUACUACCAGGUCAGCAGCAACGUCUUAUUACGAUUGUUGCAAAGGCAGCUAAAAAUCCGGUUAUAUUGGUAUUGCUUUGUGGAGGUCCUGUUGAUAUUUCGUUUGCGAAAGGUAAUCCAAAGAUUGGGAGUAUAUUGUGGGCUGGAUAUCCGGGUGGAGCCGGAGGAAAAGCAAUUGCUGAGAUCAUAUUUGGUGAUCACAAUCCAGGAGGAAGGCUACCUGUGACAUGGUAUCCAAAAGAUUUCAUCAAAAUACCAAUGACUGAUAUGAGAAUGAGGCCCGAUCCUUCGUCUGGAUAUCCUGGACGAACAUACAAAUUUUAUCAAGGUGAAAAAGUUUAUGAAUUUGGCUAUGGUCUUAGCUACUCAACCUAUUCUUACAAAUUUGUUUCAGUUAGUGAAAGCAAGCUUAAAAACUUGGGCAAUAUACUAGUUUCUAAUAUUGGCUCGGAAUUAUGUGAGAGGGCAAAGUUUCUAGUUAUUGUCAGUGUUGAAAAUGAUGGGCGUAUGGCCGGUAAGCAUCCGGUUCUAUUAUUUCUAAGACGGGAUAAAGCGGUUAAAGGUAGUCCCGUGAAACAGUUGGUUGGAUUUCAGACAUUGAAGUUGAAUGCAGACGAAAAGGCUAAUGUUGAAUUUGAAAUAAAUCCAUGCGAGCACUUUAGUACAGCUAGUGAAGAUGGAACAAUGUUGAUUGAUGAUUCAGGGCUGCAAUAUUUGGUUGUCGGAGAUCAAGAGUAUCCUAUGCUGUCAACCCAAAUGUUUAGUAAAAAAAAUUCUCAAUUCUUUUGAAUUGUUAGUUAAUUGUAGUUAAACUCUAUAUAUAAAUAAAUGUUGAAUAAGAAUAAGUUUUGAGUUCA
Erythranthe guttata (spotted monkey flower) is the source of this 2423-nucleotide messenger RNA. Its product is annotated as putative beta-D-xylosidase 7. Gene Ontology annotation, biological process: arabinan catabolic process; xylan catabolic process. Gene Ontology annotation, cellular component: plant-type cell wall. Gene Ontology annotation, molecular function: alpha-L-arabinofuranosidase activity; xylan 1,4-beta-xylosidase activity. NCBI's taxonomy places the organism in Eukaryota, Viridiplantae, Streptophyta, Magnoliopsida, Lamiales, Phrymaceae. The record is from RefSeq and is a predicted model, not a curated record.